GGGAGGGGAGGUUUAAAUGACCCGGAGGACGCGAGGAAAAGGGGGGAAACAUCAAGCUGAUGUUGACAGUCGUAAGUGCACGUGGUGGAAAACCAUCGUAAAUCGUCAGUCGUAACGUCCGACGUGCCGGCCAUUCCCGUCAUGUCGGUAUAAAACGUCGCCGUCCCCCCGCGAAUGGGAUCGCCACGGGCGCUACGUCGGUGCGUUUCGUCGACUUAUUAAAGCGCUGUGAAGCGUCGUCUUCAACAUGGCGGUGCCGUUCGUCCAGGCACCCCGUGCGCCUCUACGCUCAUCAUGACCACGGUGGAUCGUACUGGCCGCGCGUCACCUCCUCGCAGUAACGACUCUCGUGCCGCGAUCGCCGGGAUUAUCGCGCACCCACGACGCUCGUGAGCGUGCGACGAGCGAGCGACGUUCCGCGCGUCGUUUCGCGACACGUCAAGAGGAACGAGCAUCAAGAGGAAUCGAGCAACGGACCCCCGACGGACGGUCGAUCUUCUCUUGUCGUGCGCGGUGGCCACGGUCCCGCGACUCAGAACAGACACCGAGCCGUCUCGCCUGCGUAUUUGACGGUGAAAGCUGCUUAUUGAAGAGAUUUUUUUGACAAACACGUAUAUCAGCCUAUCUCUAAACUAUAUAUAGUUAAAAACAAGAACAUUUGUUAUACUUCUAAUAUCUUAGAUUAUUCACAUCGAUUGGAGACUAUUUUAUUUACACAAGAGGAAAAAAAUCCAAUCGAUCGCUUCCAAAGAUCUCUGUAGGCUUGCAUGAAACAAGGAGUAAUAACUAAUAAUUAGAUUAAUUCUUAAAAACAACAUUUCUUAAACGGAUUUCUUUUUAUAUUUUAGAAAUGAAAAUGCAAUAGGUCCCUUUUAAUUAGCUGCAAAAGAAUUUGAUCGAGAAUUUGAUUGAGAAUACAAUUAUAUCUUACAAUAAUACAUAAAAUAUCGUUGGUAAAAUAUAUUCCAAAUUAAUAUUAACAGAGGAACUGCUUCUUUUUCAGAAGUAAUUUGAUCCUCUCAAUACAGCAUUUAGAUUCAUCUAUUGUGCCUCCUUAUUUUAUUGUUGUUAGUUAUCUUGCAAAUAAACAGCAAGCUCCUUAUAAGCAUUUUGGAAUCUCUGUAGUGCAAAGUAUAUCGUAAUUUGAGAGAGAAUCUAUUAAUUGAUUUUAUUGCAAUCAGAAUUGGAAAUAUAAACAAAUAUUUAGAUAAGUAGAAGUGUCGAAAAAAAGGAAAGAGAGAAAGAGAGGGGGCUUAUAAUAAAAAACAUUGUUCGAGUUACAUAUUAUCAAUAUACAAUUCUGCCCUCUUUAUUUGAAAUAAGUAAUUACUGGUAUUAUUCUUUCGAUAAUAAGAGACUUUCCUAUUCAAUAAUAAUACUCAGUGUUCCUUGCAAGUUGCCUGAAUAUUGUAAAGCCCAUUAAAUUUCUAAUUACAAUAAUGGCUGAGACACAAAAAAUGACUGUGUACGGGACGCAUCCUCCAUGCGCUAAUGGUAGCAGAUUGGAUGAGCGCCGAGCUAAAAGAUUGGCGUUACGGCAUGAGAGAAACAGAAAGCCGGACAAACCUGAUGAUUUCGUGUGUUAUGAAUCAAGUGACGAUGAGGCCGAGACAGUGAUCGAAGGCAAACAAUUUCUGAGAACGUCCUUCAACUUUGUGGAUUAUGUGCGCGCACGCGAGACGAAUACGCGAGAAGUGCGGAAUAUAAAUCAGGAAUAUGGUUCCCGUCAUAUCCUGACGCAUGAUCUGUUCAAAGAAUAUUCUGUCAGCUUGAAUAAUAUGAAUAAAGUAUUCUGUUCUCAAUGGUUGAGUGAUAGACAAGUGGUAUUCGGUACAAAGUGCAAUAAGCUUAUGGUUUAUGAUGUAGCGACACAAAAACUCGAUCAAAUCCCAUCUCUUCAUGGAAGGCAACUUAGUCCCGGUGGUAACGUUAUGCCCGAACAACAAUGUGGUAUUCAUUCCGUUCAAAUCAAUCCCUCGAGAACUCUUUUAUCUACUGGAGCAAGAAAUAGUAAUGAAAUAGCGAUAUAUAGAUUACCAACUUUGGAUCCAGUUUGCGUCGGUGAAAGUGGCCACAGGGAUUGGGUAUUCGAUAUGUGUUGGUUAGACGAUGAAUUUUUAGUGUCGGGUUCUAGAGAUACGAAGAUGGCUUUAUGGCGUAUUGAUAGUGAUCUCGCCGAAGCUCCCGAUAAAGCGGACGUGCCUACACAUAGAUUGAUUCAACCUGUCUGUGUAAAAGAAUGUAAGUCUGCCCAAAAGGUGCGAGCGCUAGCAUUCAAUAAAGCAUAUAAGGAGAUUGCAGCGUUGACACUUAAUAGUUUUAUACAUAUCUGGUCGGCCGAAUCCUUCAAACAAAAAAUAUCUAGAAAACUGCCAGCCUGCCAAGAAAACGUUUGUCUCGCUGUACAGGAUGAUGGCGUUUAUGCGAUUGGAUGUAGAUCUUAUACUCUUUUAUUAGACGCACGUACAUUACAACCAAUUAAGAAAAUACCUUCGAGAUACAGCGGCUGUGGUAUUAGAUCAGCAAGUUUUCAAGGAUCUGUUUUGACUAUCGGAACUGGUCUUGGAAUGCUUAUGUUUUAUGAUGUUCGAGCUCAGAAAUACUUGGAAUCUUCUAUAAAUUCUAAUAGAACUGUUGUAUUAAAAGCUUCGAAAGGAUAUGUGUUUCCAGAUGAGGAGUACAUAGAUGGUUUUCAAAAUGUAAAAUAUACUCCCGCCAUUUAUACACAUUGUUAUGAUGCAUCAGGUACUCGACUAUUUACGGCAGGUGGUCCACUGCCCGCAAAUCUGUAUGGCAACUAUGCAGGCUUAUGGCAAUGAAGAUGAUUUAAGCGAUUAAAAUUACAAGAACUCGGAGUUGGAAGGGACCAUCGUCACGCGUGGUCGAGAGAGGCUCUCCCUUACUCAUACAAUUCGUCUUAACGAGUGCGAACGAUCCUAAUGCUGGAAAUGAAAUGUAAUGCGAGUCGACGGCAUCCGUGUUGCACGCUAUCAUUGACGUACACACGUACACACGGUCGCACAAUAUAAGGCACUACCUUUGCCAGAGUUGGAUCGAUUUGUAAGGAGCGUCAAGGCGAGCCAGAGACUCUCAUUCACCUUUGCACGGCUGAACUGACAGCGGGCAGUCGAUUAAAACUCAAGCGAUUCCUCCCGUCAAGCUAAUAAGUAAAUUCCUUCCGUAAAUUUAGAUUUCGUUACUUCGAUGAUGCGCAAUAAAUCAAAUUCCGCGUGUAGUACAAAAAAAAAAAAAAA
Molecule: messenger RNA, 3254 nt
Organism: Pogonomyrmex barbatus (red harvester ant)
Lineage: Eukaryota; Metazoa; Arthropoda; Insecta; Hymenoptera; Formicidae
Gene: DCAF12
Product: DDB1 and CUL4 associated factor 12-like protein
Cellular component (GO): Cul4-RING E3 ubiquitin ligase complex
Molecular function (GO): protein binding
Source: RefSeq, a predicted model, not a curated record